UGCCCAGGAUGGAGGCAACAAGGAAGCGAGUGUUUAAUAGCUGUGUGCGAGGGGAACUUCACCUGCAAGGAGAACGAGGUGUGUGUCAGGCCGGGCGAGUGCCGCUGCCGCCACGGCUACUUCGGUGCCAACUGCGACACCAAGUGUCCCAGGCAGUUCUGGGGUCCCGACUGCAAGGAGAUGUGCAGCUGCCACCCCAAUGGGCAGUGUGAAGAUGUGACGGGGCAGUGCACCUGCAACCUCAACCGCUGGGGCCCCAAGUGUGAGAACAUCUGCCUCUGCAAGCAUGGCAAGUGUGACCAGAAGACAGGCAAAUGCACCUGUGAGCCCAACUGGUGGGGCCCACAGUGCUCCAGCUCCUGCUACUGCAGCCACAACUCCCAGUGUGACCAGCAGACGGGCAACUGCCUGUGCCAGCCUGGCUGGUGGGGCCGUGGCUGCAACAACCAGUGUUCCUGCAACAACUCCCCCUGCGAGCAGUUCACUGGGCGCUGCCAGUGCAGGGAGAGAACCUUUGGGCCACGCUGUGAUCGCUACUGCCAGUGCUACAAGGGCAAGUGCAACCAGGUGGAUGGCACCUGUACCUGCGAGCCAGGCUACCGGGGCAAGUACUGCCGCGAGCCCUGCCCCGCCGGCUUCUACGGGCAGGGCAGGUGUGGGCAGUGCAAGAGCCUGCAGCCGUGCACCGUGGCAGAUGGGCGCUGCCUUACGUGUGAGGCAGGUUGGAAUGGCACCAAGUGUGACCAGCCUUGCUCACCUGGCUUCUAUGGAGAGGGCUGUGAGAAGCUCUGUCCCCCCUGCAAGGAUGGCCACACAUGCAACCACAUCAAUGGCAAGUGCUCCCACUGCAACCCAGGCUGGAUUGGAGACCGGUGUGAGACCAAGUGCCGGAAUGGGACAUAUGGAGAGAACUGUGCCUUCGUCUGCAGUGACUGUGUCAAUGGGCAGUGCCACUUCGAGACCGGCCAGUGCCUCUGCCACCCUGGCUCCCACGGCACCUACUGUAACCUGACGUGCCCUCCUGGCUGGUAUGGAGCCAACUGUGCCGAAGCCUGCAGCUGCCACGACGGUGCCUGUGACCCCCUGACGGGUGCCUGCCACAUGGAGGCCAACCAAAGGAUGGGGGUGAUCGGGGCAGGAGCUCUCCUGGCACUGCUGCUCAUCCUUCUGCUCUCCUUGCUCUGCUGCUGCUGCGUCUGCCGCAAGAAGGAUGAAGCCUGUGGCUCCAGCCAGGACCCAGCAGCAGCCAAGAAGCCUCCGAGACGCUUGUGUGGGAGAUUCAGUCGGAUCGGGAUGAAGCUCCCGCGCAUCCCCCUGCGCCGCCAGAAGCUGCCCAAGGUCGUGGUGGCCCACCAUGACCUGGAAAACACCCUGAACUGCAGCUUCAUUGAGCCACCCUCCGUGGUGGAGCAGCCAUCCCCAUCCUGGUCAUCUCGUGGCUCCUUCUCCUCUUUUGACACCACAGACGAGGGGCCAGUGUACUGUGUUCCCCACGAAGAGAGCGUGGGUGACA
Molecule: messenger RNA, 1513 nt
Organism: Acanthisitta chloris (rifleman)
Lineage: Eukaryota; Metazoa; Chordata; Aves; Passeriformes; Acanthisittidae
Product: scavenger receptor class F member 2-like
Exons: 10
Molecular function (GO): scavenger receptor activity
Source: RefSeq, a predicted model, not a curated record